Molecule: messenger RNA, 2106 nt
Organism: Parascedosporium putredinis
Lineage: Eukaryota; Fungi; Ascomycota; Sordariomycetes; Microascales; Microascaceae
Source: the annotation of a GenBank genome assembly
AUGUGGCAUAUCCAGCACGGGCUCGAGUCCAUCGUGUAUGCAGUCGACUGGAACCUUGCGCGAGAGAAUGUAUUCUCGGGCGCCGCGUGGCUGGGUGGUGCCGGCGGCGGUGGCGCGGAAGUGAUUGAGCAGCUGCGCAAGCCUACGGCCCUCAUCUGCAGCAGUCGUGGCGUGGAGAGGCCGUCACAGAUGGGUGGCCGGUCCAAGCGGGACGAACAGCUCAUUGGGCUCAUCAAAUCCUGCGUCACCCGUGGAGGAACCGCGCUCAUUCCCGUCGACUCGAGCGCUCGUGUGCUUGAGCUAGCAUACAUUCUCGAGCAUGCGUGGAGGAAAGACGUCCAGGAACAUGGCCCUUUCGAAACAGCAAAGUUGUACCUGACCGGUCGUAGCAUGGCCAGCACUAUUCGGUACGCGAGGACUAUGCUGGAGUGGAUGGAUGACAACAUCAACCGAGAGUUCGAGGCGGUACAGGACAAUCAACGUCGACCGAAUGGGGACGACAAGGCCGCUAAGGACGGCGGGCCGUUCGACUUCAAAUACGUAAAGAUUGUCGAGCGCAAGGCUCAGAUCCUGAAGCUCCUCUCCGCCAACCAGGACAACGUACAGUCCACGGGAAGGGACUCCCGUAACGUGCUUAUCCUUACCGACAAGCCCGGCGCAGUCGCGGACACUCCCACGCUCGCCGGGUCACUAUGGGAUUUUUGGCAGGAAAGGAAGAACGGCGUUUCCACAGACAAGACUGACAGCGGAGACGACCUCGAGUUCGUCUACGGAGGCGGCCGCGAGCUGGAGAUUCGAGAGGAGACGAGGCAGGCCCUCGAAGGCGAGGAGCUUUCGCUCUAUCAGCAGUGGCUAGCACAGCGCCAGCUGCAAGAGAACGUGCAGGGCGGCGGAGUAGGCGGCAUGGAGGCGUCGGCCGACGCCGUCGACGAUGCCUCUUCGGAAUCCUCGCUUGAGUCCGAAGACUCGGACGGCGAACAGCAAGGGCGAGUUCUCAACAUAUCCGCCACCAUGGGCCAGGCCCGCAAGGCUGUGCGAGAUGAGGACCUCGGCAUCAACAUCCUCAUGAAGAAGAAGGGCACCUACGAUUUCGACCGCUUCGACGAGUUUGGCGAGGUCAUCCGCCCCGAGGAUUUCCUACGUGCCGAGGAAAAAGUGGACGACGCCCAAGACGCCCUGCACGCCGCGUCAGGCGGCGACAACGACGUGGCGCUAGGCAAGAAGCGCAGGUGGGAGGACGCCGCGACGAACGCGAGAAACGGCGGCAACAAGCGGCCGAAUCUGAACCGCCGCGUGUCGGAAGAAGGCGCCAAGGCGGACGAGGCGGACGAGUUUGACGACGUCGAGGACGUGGAAGAGGUCGACCCCUCGGGCCCCUCGAGGCUCGUCGUGUCCACCGAAACCGUCGCCAUCAACCUGCGCCUCGCCUACGUCGACUUCAGCGGCCUCCACGACAAGCGCAGCUUAAACAUGCUAAUCCCGCUCAUCCAGCCCCGCAAGCUCAUUCUCAACGGCGAGGCCAACGUCUUCACGCCCGACGUCGGCGAGAUGGUGGACGCCAGCGUGGACACCAACGCCUGGACCCUCAAGCUCGCCGACUCGCUCGUCAAGAAGCUCAAGUGGCAAAACGUCCGCGGCCUCAGCGUCGUCACCAUCACCGGCCAGCUCCUCGGCCUCACCACCGAGGACAAGCCCGCCGCCCCCAACGCCUCGGCCGAGGACGGCGCCAACAAGCGCCAAAAGACGGCCGACGCCGGCUCGGAAUCGCCCGCGCCCGCGCCCGCCAGCGACGCAACCGCCCCCGCUUCCCUCUCGGCGUCGGGCGCCAUCGUCCCCACGCUAGACAUACUCUCCAACCUAGCCGUCGCCAAGGCCCGCACGUGGACGCAGCCCCUUCACGUGGGCGACCUGCGCCUCGCCGACCUCCGCAAGGAGAUGCAGGCCGCCGGCUACAGCGCCGAGUUCCGCGGCGAGGGUACCCUCCUCGUCGACGGCGUCGUCGCCGUCCGCAAGACGGCGGCCGGCAAGAUCGAGGUCGUCGGUACGGCGGGCGAUGGCAUCAUGGCUGCGCGCCAAAGGGCACGCUCUACGAGGUCCGCAAGGUGA